Molecule: messenger RNA, 1023 nt
Organism: Epithele typhae
Lineage: Eukaryota; Fungi; Basidiomycota; Agaricomycetes; Polyporales; Epitheliaceae
Exons: 5
Coding region: 1-1023 (340 amino acids)
Cellular component (GO): U2-type catalytic step 2 spliceosome; U2-type catalytic step 1 spliceosome; Prp19 complex
Molecular function (GO): pre-mRNA binding; U6 snRNA binding; metal ion binding
Source: RefSeq, a predicted model, not a curated record
AUGAGCGCCGUCGAAUCUGAGACUCAAGUCGUGGCUGCACCGGCCAAGAAGACGAAGCAAGUCAAGCCCGCACGUAAGCAGGUCAAGCCCGGAGAGGUAGAAAAGAAGGAAGCACCGCAGACAGGAAAGGAGUACAACAUCUGGUACAACAAAUGGGCCGGCGGUGAUCGAGAAGACAGCUACUCCAACAAAACAAAGUCCCAGACGCGCUGCAACAUCAAGCGCGACGCCGGCCUCACGCGCGCAAACACGACCGGGGUCAAGUACUGCUGCCUCUUUUUCGCGCGCGGCUGCUGCCCGUACGGCUGGGAGUGCGAGUACCAGCACGUCCUUCCCGACGCGUCGAUCACGCUCCCGGACACGUCCAAGGACUGCUUCGCGCGCGACAAGUUCGCGGACUACCGCGACGACAUGGGCGGCGUCGGCUCCUUCCAGCGCCAGAACCGCACGCUCUACAUCGGCCGCAUCAAGGAGACCGGCACCGGGGUCGAGACGGAGGAGGUCGUCCGGCGGCACUUCAAGGAGUGGGGCGAGAUCGAGAAGAUCCGCGUGCUCCAGUACCGGAGUGUCGCAUUCGUGACGUACGUGUCUGAGAUGAACGCACAGUUUGCCAAGGAGGCCAUGUCGUGCCAAUCCAUGGACAACGAUGAGAUUUUGAACGUGCGGUGGGCGACAGAAGACCCUAACCCUACGUCCAAGGUCUCGGAGAAGCGGAGACUGGAAGACAUGGGACGAGAAGCCAUCCAGGCGAAGAUGGACCCUCGCAUCAUCGACGCCAUGCGCUCAAUGCGUGCAUUGGAGGACGGUAUCGGGCUGGAUGCGGAUGAUGAAGACUUGGAGGAUGAACGGGGCGCAAAACGCCAGCGCAUCCUGUCGUCUGACGCCAUGGAGGGGCUAAAGUACUUCGCCGAGAUCCGCAAACAGAACGGGCUGGGACUUGCUACAGCACAACCAAAAGUCACAGCUCCUCCGCCAACAGGCGGGCUUGGGCUUGGGGACUAUGCGAGCGACGACGACGACUGA